Stegodyphus dumicola is the source of this 915-nucleotide messenger RNA. RefSeq lists its product as uncharacterized. NCBI's taxonomy places the organism in Eukaryota, Metazoa, Arthropoda, Arachnida, Araneae, Eresidae. The record is from RefSeq and is a predicted model, not a curated record.
AUGGCAUUAGACGCUGUUAAAGCUAUGCUUAAUGAUGGUGCUUGGGGUGCUAGGGCAGGGGAGUUGAUCCGCUUGCGAGAUAAAUUGAAUACUUUGCAGAGAAGCUGGAUGCUGGCAGUUACGAGAGUCUUCAGGACAGUCUCUACAGAGGUGGUCUGCCUCCUUGCUGGUGUCCCGCCCCUCUCAUUCCAGUAUAAUUUUUAUUAUAAAAAAUUUUUACUUUCGAAUAAUUUGGUUGAUCAUAUAGAUAUAAAUGAAUGUGUUAUUAAAAGUGAAGCGUUUCUAAAUUUUGAUGAUGAUUGUAUUCAUCCUAGUAAUAAGAUUUUGAUUCCUUAUGACUGUGCAUUUCUCGAAUGUCAGGAAAUGAAUAUUUUCACAGAUGGUUCAGGACUCGAGGGGGGUAUUGGAGGUGCGAUCGUGGUAUUCUUCUAUGGAAUUGAAAUACAAAAUUGGAAAUUUCGUUUAAAUUCUAUGAAUUCUGUCUAUCAAGCAGAAAUGUAUGCUAUUUUUGAAGCUCUCAAUUGGAUUAAAGGCACAUUGAAAAUUAGAUAUAAUAUAAAUAUUUAUUCUGAUGCAUUGUCGGUGCUACAGACCCUCUCGGGUCCUGAAAGUAAAAACUCUCUUGUAUUUGAAAUAAAAAAGACAUAUGCACAAUUGAAAGAUAUACAUAAUAUUAAGCUUCACUGGAUAAAAGCACAUGCAGGAUAUGAAGGGAAUGAGAGGGCGGACGAAUUAGCUAAGUCUGCAGCUGUGGAUGAAAAUGUGAUUAUUAAAAAUAUCCCAGACUCUAGAAGAAGGGCCACCUCUACUCUAUAUAAUUAUGUAUUGAACGAAUGGAAAAAUAAUUGGGAACAAUCUAAUAGAAAUUGUGGUUUACUGAAAAAUAUAAAUAUUGAAAAAGAAAUGAAGUUAUAA